This is a messenger RNA of Haliotis rufescens (red abalone), 791 nucleotides long. RefSeq lists its product as uncharacterized. The coding region runs from base 204 to 644 and encodes 146 amino acids. The record is from RefSeq and is a predicted model, not a curated record. Lineage: Eukaryota; Metazoa; Mollusca; Gastropoda; Lepetellida; Haliotidae. The transcript is spliced from 3 exons.
UGCAUCAUGUCAACGUGACAUCACUUAUCCCUCGCAGCUCACAAUUCAUCAUUCUCGGAGAAUGCUUGCUUCGUGGACUUGUAAAUAGAACGAAAAGUAGGUAUCGGAUAACCUUGAUCACAUGACGUGACGCACCCCUUUCCUCACGAUUCAUUUCUUCAUCGUUCUGCGAAGUUAGGAGGGCUGUUGCGUAUACAGCUAAAAUGUACCAAAACCCGUGCGUCAGUCUUUCAGGUAUGAACUAUACAGUGUUUUUCCACUACACGGAUGAGUAUGGGAAAAACGCUAUUGUGCAAAGUAUGUGUAUCAAGGCAAGUCGCCGUAAUCCAAAGGGUAGGGAUGUCCUCUUCGGUGAAGGAGUAUAUGGGACGACCAUGGACCCAGACCUCUUCUCAAAACAAGAGUUGGCCAAGAACAAUUACGACACCCGUGCCGGAUUCUGGGAGAACCUGAUGGAUAUCGGGAGGGUAGAUUAUGCCAUCAAGAUCCUCCUCCCAAUAUCGAGUUUGAAGCUUGUGAAACACAAAACACGUGACAUACUCAUCCAUAAAGGGGACAUCGAUCUUCGCAAGUACAGAUUUACGGUUAUUAAAGUACGGGACGAGGACAGCGAGGACAGCGAGGAAAGCGACUGGCUCCCGUAAAAACGCUUCCAUUCGCUGUGGAAGAAUGUCAUAAAUCUGUUGUCUGAAUCUUUAACAUUUGAUCAAUAGGUUUCAAUUUGUAAGAAAGGGAUCUCUGUUGUUGUUUUCAAAUAUAAGGCUGUAUAGUAAAUAAAGUGACUAAACCAA